Messenger RNA from Pseudovirgaria hyperparasitica, 831 nucleotides. RefSeq lists its product as uncharacterized. NCBI's taxonomy places the organism in Eukaryota, Fungi, Ascomycota, Dothideomycetes, Acrospermales, Acrospermaceae. The coding region runs from base 1 to 831 and encodes 276 amino acids. The record is from RefSeq and is a predicted model, not a curated record. The transcript has a single exon.
AUGGUGCAGAACGAUCCAACGCCAUCGUAUGGCUCCGAAACAAGAAAUGGUAUGGAUAUGUACAGUUCAAAUUCUGGUAUGGAAGUAAUAAAGCCACACUCUGAUAUGGAUGUGUAUAAUCCACCACAGCCUUGGCCGAGUGCUAAAGCCAGCGUGCGACACGAAAAGUACAUCAAAUUACGUCGUUCUACCCUGACCAUGAGCGCGAUAUUCAUGGUCAUCAUCAUUUGUGCUGUAGUCGGUGGUGCAAUCGGCGGCACUCAAGCUUUGAAACAUGCACGAGAAGAAUGCCACUCUUCUCAUCAGUUUGUUCAGCCGACGAGCCCGCCGGUGAGCACGGUCACGUACACCUCUGCGGGACAAGUUUUCACCACCGUGGUGCAACAGACAACUACAAGUUACCAAGUGGAUUUUCAUGGCUCAAGGACAAUUUCUCUGGAACAAGGCUCGACAUCCUGGGGGCCUAUGCCGACAUACAUAUCGAUACCACCGGCCGAAAAUAGCACAUAUACGUCUCCAGCCAGCGGCAUGAAAUUUGAUACAGUAUAUGGAAAACAAUAUAAUGGCGAUGACAUCAUUCCAGUCCUAGCAAACUCGUUUGAGGCUUGCAUAGAAGCAUGCGUGAAUCGUCAGAUGAUGAUCAAAGCCCAAAACGCUCAGGGGCCGGAGUGUGCGGGAGUUGGGUGGAUCCCAGUGGACGCGGCAAGGGGUAAUUACGAUAAUACUGUGGCGGGAAACUGCUACGUGAAAAGUAGUCUGGGAACAGGACCCUUAGAAGAUCAGCCACGAGGAGCGCAGUACUACAUCGCCAUCAGAAGAUCUGACCUAUGA